Messenger RNA from Sorex araneus (European shrew), 1509 nucleotides. It is a transcript of the gene TIGD6, whose product is annotated as tigger transposable element derived 6. Gene Ontology annotation, cellular component: nucleus. Gene Ontology annotation, molecular function: DNA binding. The record is from RefSeq and is a predicted model, not a curated record. NCBI's taxonomy places the organism in Eukaryota, Metazoa, Chordata, Mammalia, Eulipotyphla, Soricidae.
AUGGCUAACGUGGGGAACAAGAAACACUGGCAAUUCUCCCUGGAAGAGAAAAUAAAAGUUGUGGGAGCGGGAAACUCAGGCAAGAAGAAAGGCCACGUAGGGGAAGAAUUCGGUUUCACUCCUAUUUUGUCUCCGUUCUUAAAAGAUCCUGUCAAGGGUCUGGAGCGAUAGCACAAGACAUCUGUGGGAUCCCAGCAGUCAAGAAUGAGGAAUGCACUCUGUGAUGACACUACUAAGGCUCUUUUUGCUUGGUUUCAAGAAUUGUAUGCUAAAAGUUCUGUGACUGGCUCUGCUAUUCAAAAGAAAACACUCAGCUUGGCCAAUAUGUUUGACUAUGACAAUUUCCAGGCUAGUGUGGGCUACUUCAACCUACCUAGGGCUCAUCAUGGAAUUGCCUCAGAACCAGUCUGUAGAGGGGAUAGUGACAAGUUAAUAACUGGGCUGGGAAUAGAUAAGGCUAAUGAGUGGCAAGCCUAGGAAAUUAUAAAGCUGAAGAACCCAGAUGAUAUCUUUACCACUGAUAAGCCGGGGUUGCUUCUCCAGCACAUGCUUACUACUAAAGGAGUCCAUUGUGGAGGGGGCAAGGAAGCAAAGCAAUUGUUGACAGCACUCCUUUGUUCCAAUGCGUCAGGGACUAAAGAAACGAGACCAUUGACCGUUGGUAAGUCAGCCAACCCUCACUGUCUCAGGAAUGUCCAGGCCCUGCCUUGUGAUUUCUGAGCUGACCAGGGGGCCUGCAUGACCCAGGAGCUGUUCAACAAGAGGCUGAUGCAAGUGGAUGCCGGGAUGAAGCAGACAGAAAGCUGGAUCCCCCUGCUGACGGGCAACUGCCCCCUCCACAGGCUGCCAGGACCAGGAAGGAUUCGAGGGGGGCAUCUGCCUGCAAACUCCACUGUGAUUCUGCAGCCCCUGAAUCUUGGCGUCGUUCACAACAGGACAGUGCUGUACAGGAGCCUCCUCCCAAACCUCCUCAACCCCAACAGCAGUGAGGGCAAAGGAAACGUCAGCAUCAAGCUAGCUGCAGCCAUGACUGCUGCAGCCCGAUAGUAGGCGGGGAAGUGCUGGCCAAAGGCAGGCAUUGUCCCUGUGGAUAUGUCAGAUCCUAGCACAGGAGCAAAAGCCCGUGAACUGGAUACCACCAUUAAAAAGUUGGGGCACUCGGUGGCUUUUAAUGGCUGUGUCCUAAAUCAAAUCAAUUUCCAGGAUCUUGUCACUGCUGCUGAUGACUUUGAGCCUUCAGGGCAUGUGGCUGGCAAAAACACUGAUGAAGCUGGAUGGAAAGAUGCAGGGGAGGAGGCCUCUUUACCCCAGCAGCCAAAAGUCACCAUCUCAGAGGCCGUCUCAAGUGUACAGAAGAUUGGGUACUUCCUUUACUCAUGUGUAGUUGUUCCAGAUGCCAUUUUUGGACACCUAAAUAGUAUAAAUGAAUACUUAAUGAAGAUAAUGGCACAAACUCUUGUUGAUACCAAAAUGAUAGAUUUUCUUCAAAGAAAAAGAUAUAGGAAUUAA